AUGCCUUCCGGAGGAUGCUUUUGCGGUAACGUGCGAUACGAGGUGCAGGGCGAGAGUGGAGGCAACAUUCUCUGCCAUUGUCUUGACUGUCGCAAAAUCACCGGCUCUGCUUACUCGACCAACGCCGUCUACUCGGAAGAUGGCUUCAAGGUCACCAAGGGAACGCCAAAGCAACACACGGUCAAGGGCGACAGUGGAAACGAGGUUACUUCCAACUUCUGCGGCGAUUGUGGCUCGACCAUGUGGCGCCAGGGCGAUACCUUUGCCGGUAAACGCAUCAUCAAGGUGGGAACCCUAGACGAGACCAGCAUCCUCGACAACCUCAAGACAAACGCGGAGUUGUAUGUAGACCACAGGCCGAAGUGGGUCGGCGCACAAGAGGGUGCGGCGCAGAAAUCGAGCAUGUAG
Messenger RNA from Alternaria atra, 408 nucleotides. RefSeq lists its product as uncharacterized. Lineage: Eukaryota; Fungi; Ascomycota; Dothideomycetes; Pleosporales; Pleosporaceae. The transcript is spliced from 4 exons. Gene Ontology annotation, molecular function: carbon-sulfur lyase activity. The record is from RefSeq and is a predicted model, not a curated record. Bases 1 to 408 code for a protein of 135 amino acids.